UUCCUCUGUAUAUAUUAUAUGCACAUCAUUUCUGUCCUUCACACAACCAUGUGAACCCACCUAGCCCAGCGCCCACCUCCACCACCCUCUGCCAUCUCACAAGCCACCUAUAUAUAUAUUAUAUAUAUAUAUAUAGAAACCCAACUCACAGAGCCAGCAUCUGUGAGUCAAAUAUGGGCUUUAGGUGCUUGGUUUCUUUUCUUAUGCAAGCAAUAGUUCUUCUGUUGCUGUUGGAAGAAGGAAGAGCACAGCAGCACUUCUACAAUGUGAGCAGAUUGAGAGGGAGAAAGCAAGUGAGUGGAUGCAAUUUGUUUCAAGGAAGAUGGGUGGCUGAUUCUUCUUAUCCUCUUUAUGAUUCUUCAGCUUGUCCCUUCAUUGAUGAUGAGUUCAAUUGCCAGAAAUAUGGCAGACCUGAUUCUCAGUAUCUCAAAUAUUCUUGGCAACCUGACUCCUGCAACUUACCCAGGUUCAAUGGUGAGGAUUUUUUGAUGAGGUGGAGAGGGAAGAAGAUAAUGUUUGUGGGUGACUCACUGAGUUUAAACAUGUGGGAAUCUUUAUCUUGCAUGAUUCAUGCUUCUCUCCCAAAUACCAAGACUAGUUCUGUGAAUCAAGAUUCACUUCAUUCUGUGACCUUUGAGGACUAUGGAGUAACUCUGUUCAUGUACAGAACACCAUACUUGGUUGACAUAGUUAAACAAAGUAUUGGGAGAGUACUAAAGCUGGACUCCAUUGAAUCUGGAAAUGCAUGGACAGGAAUGGACUUGCUCAUCUUUAACUCCUGGCACUGGUGGACUCAUACCGGAAAAUCUCAACCAUGGGACUAUGUGAGUGAUGGAACAGGAAUUUACAAGGACAUGAACAGAUUAGAAGCAUUUUAUAAAGGAAUGUCAACAUGGGCAAAAUGGGUUGAUCUUAAUGUUGAUCCUUCCAAAACCAAAGUCUUCUUCCAAGGGAUUUCUCCAACCCAUUAUGAGGGCAGGGAAUGGAAUCAACCAAAGAAGAAUUGUUAUGGAGAAGCAGAGCCACUGUCAGGGUCUACUUAUCCAGGUGGUGCACCACCAGCUGCUGCAGUGGUGAACAAGGUGUUAAGCACAAUUAAGAAACCUGUUUAUCUACUAGACAUAACCACACUCUCACAGUUAAGAAAAGAUGCUCACCCUUCCACUUAUGGAGGUUCAGGCUCUGGCACAGACUGCAGCCACUGGUGCCUCCCUGGAUUGCCUGAUACCUGGAACCAACUCCUGUAUGCAGCUCUCGUCAUGUGAAGUGAAGAUCAAGAUUGAAAAAUCAGAUGAAUUUUUACCAUUCAUACCAUUUGUAUAUUGAAGAAGAUGCAGAAUUUUUCUGAUUUGUUCCUGUAGGGUGAUAAUAAGGGGACUGAAAUCAAUUGCAAAGUGAUUGAUUUUCUUCUUCAUCACAGCAAUUGCUCUGAAAGUGAUGAAUAGAUAGGUGGUAUUCAGAAUCAGAUGACUUUCUUCUGAUUGUGUCAAGAAAUUAAAUACUCAUUGGGGACUAUACUUAGGUUCAAUUAUCAUUGGAUUUGUAUUGAUAUUUGAUUAAACUUUUACUGCAAUUAUAAUACUUCCACAUUUCAGUUCAA
Manihot esculenta (cassava) is the source of this 1600-nucleotide messenger RNA. Its product is annotated as protein trichome birefringence-like 37. Gene Ontology annotation, molecular function: O-acetyltransferase activity. The record is from RefSeq and is a predicted model, not a curated record. The transcript has 5 exons. Gene Ontology annotation, cellular component: Golgi apparatus. Bases 174 to 1265 code for a protein of 363 amino acids. Lineage: Eukaryota; Viridiplantae; Streptophyta; Magnoliopsida; Malpighiales; Euphorbiaceae.